Maudiozyma barnettii is the source of this 2355-nucleotide messenger RNA. RefSeq names its product Ypp1p (gene YPP1). NCBI's taxonomy places the organism in Eukaryota, Fungi, Ascomycota, Saccharomycetes, Saccharomycetales, Saccharomycetaceae. Gene Ontology annotation, molecular function: protein binding. The transcript has a single exon. Bases 1 to 2355 code for a protein of 784 amino acids. The record is from RefSeq and is a predicted model, not a curated record.
AUGUCGAUUACAGAUGCUGUGAGUGAUGCCCUAGAGGCACGUCUAUUGGGUGCUUCUGCAAUUGAAACGGGUAUGCAUACUUUGGAUACCGUGCUGUCCCUGCAAUAUAGAUUACAUUAUCACGUAUUAGGCGAUGGACUUUCAAACGACGUGGCUCGAGUAUUGAAAAGUGAAUGUCUUAGAUUGAAAGUCGCAUUAGAUGGGUCGAUUACUAUUGCAGGCGAUCCGGAAGCGUACAGCAUCGUUGAGAAGACUUUGUUGAAUUGUUUAGCUGUGAUCGCUUACCAUCAAGGGGACGCAAAUGCAAUGUCGUUACUUAAACAGGCUACUAAAAUUAAGAAAGGUAAAUCAAAGAGUUAUGCUGAAUUUUGGAAAUUGUUAGAUAUCGAGAAUCUAUACUAUCAAGGUUUAAUAAGUGAAAAUCCGCGGGAAUUAUAUGUAUCUCAAUUAUUAAAAUAUAUUAAAGAAAUUCCACCACUAUCACAAGGUUUGUUACAUAGUUAUCUUACAUUAAUUGCGAGAAAGUUAAAGGGAAGAUCAUUGAAUUCACUAUGUGCUGAAACAAAGAGUGAAUCACCUCUCGUUUGUUACAUGUAUUUCUUAUCUACAACUCAACCUUCAAAGGACGAUGAUACAUAUUUCUUAGCAAUAGCUACUAAAAUUGUCAAUAGCUCAAAAUUCCCAUUAGCAGCUCAGUCAAAUAAUGCCAAUUUAAAUCAAUUACAUGAAUGUUUACAUUUCUAUUUCGAAAUUGAAGGGUUAGAAUUGUCACCUGAAUGGCAUAAUCUUAUCAUCUCUUCUAUUCAACGUACAUUCCAAAGCAAAACUGUUGCGAGAGCUUCAAUGAGUUUGAAUGCCUUUGAUAAAAGUACCGAGAACAAGGAUAUGAUUCGUGAAUGUAUAUUAAGUUUCAACAAUUACCUUAAAUAUAGUGAUAAAGAACUGGAAUUGGCAAGCGAUACUCAAGAUAUUUAUACCGAUCCGAUAGCAAUUAUAGACGCAUUGACAGUAAUUUUACAAAAGACUACAGAUAUGAAUAAUAUUCCAAAUAUCUUUGAUUUCAAACAUACUACUGAAUUAUUACAGAUAAAUCUGAAAAAAUUAUACUCAAUGUAUCAUUUAGGUCUUGUCGAACCUGCUGUUGCGCAAAAAUACUUAUCAAAUGGUACAAGAUUGGUCUUACCUGUGUCCACCUCAUACAUUUUGAUCAAGGCAUGGAGAACUCUGUAUAUCAUUAGAUCUGCAAGUCUCGAUUACUUGAUAGCCAACGAAUUAUCAUCGUAUCUAUGUAAUGCAAUCUCCUUAGCAAUGACAAAUAAUAAUGGUAACGAAAACUCAUUUCUGAGAGAUUUGCAAUUCCAAUAUGCAUAUUGUUUGGCACAACAGAGACAAAUCGAAGCAUGUAUCGAAUACCUAGAGAAUGCUAUCUUGGAGGCUGAUCCUACUUUUUACAAAGCUUGGCAUUUAUUAGCAUUAUGUCGAUCUAUUCAAGAAGACAAAGAAAUUUCAUAUAAAAUCAUAUGUUCUGUAAUGAAUGCGAUGGAUCAAGAAUUUGCUUCCAUACAAUCCAAGAAUAUUACAAAAGAAAACAAAUGGCAAUAUAUUAAUAUCAAGAUUACAGAAAUACAUUUAAUUAAUGAAAUAUUCGGUACCGAGGAGGCUUUAGAAUCCUUACCAGAAUUAUUUACAUCCUAUAAUAAACUGUUUGGAGACUCUCCUAGUAAUGAAGAAGGACCUUUAAGCCGAUCUCCCGAAUAUUUAUUACAAUCGAUAUGGUUGUUAGCCGCACAAUUAUAUAUGAACGAUAAAACACAUUUAGAAGAUGCUAAAGGUGCUAUUAAAGAAGCUAAAGCAGUAUCAAAGGAUUUUAAAAAUGUCAAUAUCCAAAUUACGAAUGGUCAUUUAUUACUUAAAAUUGGUAAAUUUACUGAAUCAUUCCGACAAUUUGAAGAUGCUUUACAUUUUGACGACUUUAACGUUGAUGCCAUUAUUGGAUUCGCAGAAUUUGUAUUCCCUAAUGAAACUACAACCAGUACUUCAGAGCAACAACUUAUAGAUUAUUGUAAAUUAAAAAAUAUUGAAGAUGGUAAUGAGAGAAAUAAAUUUGCUAGCGAUGAUUAUGAAAUGUUCUUUGGGAACGAUGUCAACAAAUCUGCUGCAUUUGCAAGAUUAAAAUUAUUAAUCGAUUGUUCAUUAAUCAAAUCCAUUGACGCUUAUUAUUCUCCAGAGAUAUGGUGGUACUUAUCCUUAAUACACGAGAAAUAUGGAAAUAAAGAAAUUAGUGAUACUUUAUUGAGUUGUAUUCAAAAUAAAGAAACAUGUCCGUUACGCCCAUUUAAGUUCUGUAAUUACUAA